AUGAAGUUGCUCACCCACAACUUUUUGUCUACGCAGUUUAUCAAAGGAGUCAAGGAAGGAUAUCCGCUCAAUUUGAAGUCCAACUCGACAGAAGUAGGUCUAUAUCAGCUAUUAGGUUCUUGACGCUUAUGAAGUACUGGUUUUCUUUGAUAUCUACAUAAUUAUACGUUUUAUGUAUGUUUUUUUAGAAGAAGGAAUUUGAGUUUGAUCCUGUGAUGAUGGUCAAGCUGUUGCCUAAAAUGCAAUAUCCAGUUCUAUUAUCGACGGCGCAGAACAUAGGAAUUGAUGUCUCCGGGUUACCAAGUCAAUUGCCAGAUAAUUGGAAAGAGGACCAUGACUUUUUAAAGAAGGUAAGUGUCUUAUUUAUAUCUUAUUUACACUUUAGGCUGCUGAAUUAGCCCUUGGAUACGAAAUAAUAGAUGGAGAAUUGGAGUGCCCUGAGAGUGGGAAGGUCUUUAAGAUCAAAGAAGGAAUUCCAAACAUGCUUAUUGAUAGAGAGGACGACGAUUAA
Molecule: messenger RNA, 511 nt
Organism: Bursaphelenchus xylophilus (pine wood nematode)
Lineage: Eukaryota; Metazoa; Nematoda; Chromadorea; Rhabditida; Aphelenchoididae
Source: the annotation of a GenBank genome assembly